CGCUGUCAAUACUGAAUACUCUAGUCUCUAAUCCCUAAUAAAUUGAAUAUUGAUUCAUUAUUCAAUAUAAAAGAAUCAUAGAAUGUUUAAAAGGAAAACUUAGUGUUAAACAAUGUGAUUAUAAUAACUAUAAAGAAUAUAAUGAUGACUCUUUAAAUGGUGUUUUUAAAUAUUCUUUAUUAACAAAAACAAAUCAAUGCAUGGUGCACUAUUAUAUACACAGACAGACAGUGGAGAUAGUUUAAUGAACGUUCUUAAAUGAAGACCCACCGCAAAUCUUCAGUAGGCAUCAUGAGGAAAUAUUAUCAAUUAAUACUCAUCGUCGUCUGUUUUUUAAGUAUUGUGACGCUUUUAAUGUACAGACAUGAAUACUACAAAUUACGCUAUGUCCUCGAAGUACUUAAUAUUUUUGGAAAACCAGGUCUUUCGGAGAUUGAAUUCUGCGGGCCCGGCUUCAAUGCGACUUUGUUAUCCGAGAUAUUAAGGAAUUCUUCUCUGGAAGUAAAAGAAACACCGCCCUUAUUUCAAGAAAUUAAUGAAGAUUUUUAUUCCUAUUCAUCAUUUCUUCGUUCAUAUCAGAAAUACGAAGACCUAUCGCCAAAAUAUGCGCAUGUUAUUAACACUAUCGUCAUUGGUAAAGCGCAUGUUAUACCCAAUUUUCGAUGCUAUAUUUGGCAUGAGAAUGUUCCAAAACCAAAAUCUGGUAGGUUUAACUACAAAAUUUCUUCCGAGCCUAUAAAUAAUUUCAGACUCUAUGUCUUUGAAUGCUCUAUGAAUAAAGACUUUGGCAGACCAAAUGGAGUUAGUUUUUUCAUAAAUGAUUAUAAUAUCAAUCCCUUGCAUGCUCCGAUUAAUAGAUUAAUUCAAGUAAAUACUAAGAGAAAAAUUCAACAGAGAAGUAAUAUUAGAUUUGUCAAUACAGUUAUACCAGCAGUAUGUGUUAUUCCUAAUCAAAUUCCUAUGGUAUCACGAGAUGCCUUUAUUGAGUUUUUAGUGUUACACCACUUGGUUGGUGUAGACUACUUCACAAUUUAUGAUAGUAUGGUUUCUGAAGAUGUUAUAAGAAGACUUAAUUUAUUUCCCCCUGACAUAGCACAGUGGAAAAUCCAAUUUUAUCCCUUAAACUAUCCCUUUAUUUUUUCUAAAUCAUACCAAAUUGUAAGAAAUGCUAUAGAGUUAGAUUGUAUAUUCCGCCAUUUUCAAUUCGACAAAGAAGAAGCAAAUAAAGUUAGUCAUGUAACUGUGUUAGCUUGGGAUGAAUUCCUUGUACCUAGAGUUCAUAACUCUAUACAAGCAUUAUUAAGAGAUUAUGACCCUAUGUUAACAUUUCGAACGUCUAUAGUGAAUACUUUAAUAUUUUGUUUGAACCAAAAUGAUGAUGAUAAUGCAGAUAUUGGGUAUCCUGACAUCAUGAAAAAAACACAUUAUUAUUCUGUGCCACAAGAGAAACAACAAAUAGAAAUUCGCAAUUUAGAUACAAUGAUAUCUUUUGAUGAUAUAUUCAAUUUAACAUCCAAUAUCAAAUCAAUUUCUAUAGAUAUGUUGGGUGUACAUAAAUACACUAUAUGUGGCAAUCCAAAAAAGUUUGACAUAGAUGGAUAUAAUGAAACAGAAAUGCAGGUUUUUCAACACAAAUUUGAAGGUGCCAUGUUAAAGUUUGGUGACAGAAUUCUCAGUGAUAAGAUAUACAGGUUGUACAGAUCAGGACAGAUUUGGGAGAAAAAUAAUCAUGGAAAUGUUAGAGAUAUGCUUUGAACAGAGAUGUGCUAAAAGACCAAAAGUGCUAAGGGAAAAUUAUUAAGCACAUUGUCCGAUAUUUAAUUAAUUUAGUAAGGGCAAGUUUUCUUUAGAAAACAUAUAUAGCAUGGUCAAGGUUGGAUGAACAAGUUCUACAAAUAUAAAGAAAUACAUCCCUUCCGAUUGGACAAGUACUUCAGAUGUCCACUAUUGACUAUUAAUUAUUAUGCUUAAAAUAUACAAUCACUAUAUUAGCUUUAUACAUAAGUGUAGCACAUAGAUACCAUUAACUUGUUGCCUUUUACCUUAUUGAUCUAGUUAUUCCAUUAUUAAAGACCAAUUUAUAGCAAA
Messenger RNA from Pieris napi, 2088 nucleotides. RefSeq lists its product as uncharacterized. The transcript has a single exon. Lineage: Eukaryota; Metazoa; Arthropoda; Insecta; Lepidoptera; Pieridae. The record is from RefSeq and is a predicted model, not a curated record. The coding region runs from base 259 to 1755 and encodes 498 amino acids.